AAUAACCUAUGUUCCGCUUUCAUUUGUCUAGAAAAAUCGUGCAAAUCAAGAAGACACUGUAACGCAGUGCAAAGAUGUCAUCUGGAAGAGUGGCUAAUGGCUCCGUCAGUUCUCCGAAACGUUUAGAUUUGCAGGCUGGUCAGACAAGCUGGACAGACGACCUGCCUGUGUGUCACCACUCUGGUGUGGGCUUCUCGACCAACCAGAUCUACCGGGAGGAUGGAAACAGACGAGAAGAGCAUGAGUUCGAGGACAGGAACUUCCACUUUUGCCAGGACAAUGUGUACCUGUAUGGUGUGUUUGACGGCCAUGACAGUGCCCACGCCUCCAACUUUGCGGCCCAGAGACUGCCUGCAGAACUUCUGCUGGGACAACUGGCCGGCAAAACUUCUGACGAGGAGGUCAAGGAAGUCCUUUAUCAGGCUUUUGUAGCAGUAGAGAAGAGUUUCUUUGAGUCCAUAGAUGAGCAGCUAGCAGCCAGGACAACGCUUCAGCUCCAGUUGCCGGAGGGUAUUAGCUACCAUGAGGCCUGUCAGACAUACCCAGACAUUAUGAACAAGCUGCAUACCCUGGAUUCCGAGAUUUCAGGGGGCACUACAGCCACAGUCGUGCUGAUUUACAACAACAAACUCUAUGUAGCCAAUGUGGGUGACACGAGGGCGCUGCUUGUACGUACUGAUGUAGAUGGCAUCAUGAGUGUAAACCAGCUGACUGUCGACCACACAAUAGAAUCUGACCAGGAGCAGAAUCGACUGCGAACCCUCGGGCUGGAUGUGGACAGGCUUUUCACAAUGAAGAAAAUUGGCUCCUCUGAUUGUACCAGGUGUAUUGGAAACUUCCACAACAAGGGUGGCUACAAGGAUGUGGACAUCUUAAGUCCAGCUGUACAGGAACCAGUUAUAGCAGAGCCACAUGUUACCGGUGGUUUUCCUGUGGAUAGCUCCACCAGCUUUCUCAUCAUUAUGUCUGACGGGCUUUACCAUGCUUUACAAGAUGCUACGGAGACUGCCACUGAGAACACGGAGGUGUCAUCCAUGGUCGCCCAGGAGUUCAAUAACCAAUCCACCCUGAAUGGCGUGGCACAGGCUUGUGUGGAUAAGGUUGUACGGAUUCACCAUGACACUUUUAUGGUGGGCAAUGGAGAUGUGAAAGCAAAGUGCCAUAAGAGGGGGGAUAUUACACUUCUUGUAAGAAACUUUAACCUUAAACUUGCAAAUUCUAUUGGUACUCCAACAGGAGCAAACAGAUUUCUACCAGUGUCUGUUCCUUACUACCCUUCCGGACCAAGACCAAGUGUUCCACCAUCUAUUUCUCUGCCAGAUUCUUCCCCAGUCAACUUCAGCAGUGAUAACACCUCACAGGACGAGGCUACAACCCCUGUCGCCUCUGGUCAAAGUCCCCCUCACACUCUUGCUGGACCAAGUCCCGCAAUGGACUUACUUGACACUAACCGUGAUCAGACCAGAGACUCCCAAGCUAGCACAAGCACCUAUAGCACCAACUCAACUCAGAGUAGCGAAGAAACCAGAUUUCGUAGUAGGUUUUACAAACAUGAAAAAUUAGAACUUGAUGAAAAUGGCAAAGUUGCAGCCUAUGUUGAUUUUUCAGACUUUUAUCGUGCCAUCGAGGCCAUGACUGACUCUCAGCGUGAAACAUUGAACAACGAAACAAAACCGAAGUCUGGGUAUGAGACAAUCGCAGAAGAACCGUCAUCAUCGUCAGCCACAAGUCCAGUGACAUCCCAGCCCUCCCCCAGUACUUCAGCAUCAACAUCAGAGUUGACAUAGUUUUGUGAAGUACUUAUAGUACUUGUGAACUGCUAUAAAUGUAGAAUGUUAACAUUAAGCAAGGUCCUUUCUUUGCCAAAACGUUAUUUGUGACAACACUAAUGACUAUCUUAAAAUCAGUUAUGGUAAUUAAUAUUUUCUUGGGUAUUAAAUAUAAAGCCCAAUAGAUUUACGGAGAAACCUUUGCUAAAUUUAAAGAAACAAAAGUAAUUGUUUAAAAAAAACUGUAUCUGUGAAACAUAUGGUGUAUAAUACUUUUUAAAGGUUGCAUAGAACUUCUA
Molecule: messenger RNA, 2068 nt
Organism: Mya arenaria
Lineage: Eukaryota; Metazoa; Mollusca; Bivalvia; Myida; Myidae
Product: TGF-beta-activated kinase 1 and MAP3K7-binding protein 1-like
Exons: 7
Coding region: 75-1787 (570 amino acids)
Biological process (GO): protein dephosphorylation
Molecular function (GO): protein serine/threonine phosphatase activity
Source: RefSeq, a predicted model, not a curated record